AUGUGGUGGCUCUGGUUGGCGUUAAUCCUGGUGGUUCUUUGGGGAUCCCACCGUUGGAUCCUGCAGCAACAUCGAUUUGCGCAACACUUACCGAACAUGCAGCCGUACUAUCCGCUGAUAGGAAAUGGGCAUCUGUUCAUUGGGAAGUCUCGUGCCAAGCUAUUCAAAGUGCUCGUCGAACCGUUCGCCAAGAACGAUGGGUGGUUCAAAAUUUGGCUCGGACCAAAGCUAGUGCUGUGUACGUCUCAUCCGGAUAUCAUGCACUCAGUGCUCACCCACCCGGACUGCCUGGAGAAACCCUUUUUCUACGAUUUUGUGAAGCUUGAGCAUGGCAUAUUUGCGGGCCACUAUCACCCUUGGAAAACGCAACGGAAAGCGCUGAAUCCGGCCUUCAAUACACGCAUCCUCAACAGCUUCAUACCCGUGUUUGUGGACUGCUCGAAGCUGAUGGUGCAGAGUAUGGAGCGUGAAGUGUGCAACGGUGGUAAAACGGUGUCCUUUUUCCCCUUCAUCAGCAAGUGUACGCUGGAGAUGGUGUGCGGGACGACGAUCGGAUGUGACGUGUUGGAGCAGCCGGGGAAGGAAACGUUCAUUGAGAAUGUUGAUCGCUGCUUCGAGUUGGUUGCCAAGCGUAUGUUAAGUAUGCAUCAUUACUUAGAUUCACUGUACGCAUUAACGAAGGACUGCGCAGAAGAGUCGGAGCGACGAUCUAUGUGUUAUCGCUUUUUUGAAUCGGUAAUCGAAAAAGCUAAAUCACGCGGGAGUUUGGAAGAUGACCGGAUUGACGAUGGGGAGGAAUUUAAAAUGCCACAAAUAUUUGCUGAUCAGCUGGUGUCGGUGAAGCACAAUGGAAAACCAUUCACAGAUAUCGAGGUUACUCAUAAUAUCUACUCGAUGAUUGCAGCGGGUAAUGACACAACAGCGUUGCAGGUGACACAUACGUGUCUAUUUUUGGCCAUGCAUCCAGAGAUUCAAGAAAAAGUCUACCGGGAAGUGAUGGAAGUCUAUCCCUCCGCUGAUCAGGACAUAACCUUGGAAAGUUUGAAAAACCUCACCUACAUGGAGCGGGUAAUCAAGGAAAGCCUUCGACUGGCUCCGUCCGGUCCAAACAUAGCGCGUCAGACGAUGAAGGACGUCGAACUGGCGGGGCUACAAAUUCCGAAGGAUAGUCUGAUAACGAUAAGUAUAUUUUCCAUGCACCGACGAACGGAUAUCUGGGGCUCCGAUGCGGGAGUGUUCGAUCCGGAUCGUUUCCUGCCGGAGCGCAGCGUUGGAAGGAAUGUGAAUGCGUUUAUGCCAUUCAGUGCUGGGUCACGGAACUGCAUAGGUGCCCGGUAUGCGAUGCUGGGUAUGAAGGUGAUGCUAGCGAGCAUAUUAAGAAGAUUACGAUUGCAGUCCGAUCUGAAGAUGGAAGAUUUGCAAUUUCGUUUUGAUCUUACGCUUAAACUAGAAUCGGAAUACCAUAUAUACGUCGAAAGGCGCCCUUUACCGAGCGAAGAUCAGCACGUUUAA
This is a messenger RNA of Anopheles coustani, 1512 nucleotides long. RefSeq names its product cytochrome P450 4C1-like. NCBI's taxonomy places the organism in Eukaryota, Metazoa, Arthropoda, Insecta, Diptera, Culicidae. Gene Ontology annotation, molecular function: iron ion binding; heme binding; monooxygenase activity. The transcript is spliced from 5 exons. The coding region runs from base 1 to 1512 and encodes 503 amino acids. The record is from RefSeq and is a predicted model, not a curated record.